Penicillium malachiteum is the source of this 339-nucleotide messenger RNA. RefSeq lists its product as uncharacterized. The transcript has 2 exons. The record is from RefSeq and is a predicted model, not a curated record. Lineage: Eukaryota; Fungi; Ascomycota; Eurotiomycetes; Eurotiales; Aspergillaceae. Bases 1 to 339 code for a protein of 112 amino acids.
AUGAUGGCACAGUGGCUUAUCAGUCAGCUUGCUGUUUGUUUCGGGCUUUCUCAAGAUGAGGAUCUUUCUCGAGAUGGAAGCGAACAUUUUGAUUUCCAAGGUUCAAGAAAUCGAAUGGACACCAAAAUAAAAGUUACUGGAUCAGAAGUGCCAUACCAUGACAAGUCGCCAGAUUACUCGAAGGUUAUGUUCAACACUAUAUCCGGUAAUACUCUCAAGAAGUAUACAUUAAAUGAAUUGAAGAACGUACCUGGCGGUCCUGACGCUCUGAGGAAUUUCGAUUGGUACCAGGUGCGUGAGAAGAAGAUAGAGGAUUACAUCAGCCGGGUCGAUAAUUAA